Messenger RNA from Coregonus sp. 'balchen', 22160 nucleotides. Lineage: Eukaryota; Metazoa; Chordata; Actinopteri; Salmoniformes; Salmonidae. The record is from the annotation of a GenBank genome assembly.
UCCAAGACGUACAAAUUCAUCUGUAGGAGUGGGAAAAGAAGGUGAGACGUGGUUUGAGUCUUCAUAUAAAAAAGUGAAGGUGAAAAUAUUCUGUGUGAGAUACCGCUGACUCUGUUGACUGGGGAGGAAUGCACCACAGAGUCAAUCAUGUCUCUUGUUUCAUCUCUUUCCUAGUGAUCCGUCACCAUGAGUACGGACGCGGAGAUGCAAAUCUACGGCAAGGCUGCCUUGUACCUUCGUAAACCCGAGAAGGAGAGGAUGGAGGCACAAGCCACGCCCUUUGAUUCAAAGAACGCCUGCUAUGUGACAGACGUCAAGGAGCUUUACCUUAAGGGUCUGAUCAUUGGCAGGACAGAGGGAAAGUGUACUGUAAAAGUCACGAAUGCUGACGGCACUAAAGUGGUAAGUCUGAUCUGAAAAGUACUCAAGUAAAAAAUUAUUCAAAUGAUCAAAAUAACAUGCCAAAAGCCAAUAUGAAAUCAGUAACAAAAAAAUAGAUUAAGAAGCAUUUCUUUGUUAAAAAAUAAUAAUAUAUAUAUAUAUAUAUAUAACCUUCAAAUCUUUAAAUAUAGAAACUCGGAUUACAACACUAGAUCACAGGGUUGGUUAACGAUGGAGACUUCACGUGUAUCCACAGAGUUGGGUAAAUCUCCCUUCUCCUACCAGGCCCCUAUAUAUAUAUAUAUAUAUAUAUAUAUAAAAUGUGGAAUAAUCUCCAAGUAACGUUUCAUUUGGAUAUGUUGUUAUCUCUAGGUCAGUUUAGGAGAAACUCUAGGGAUUUUUAUAUUGAUUCAUGUGUUUAUUUUGUAUAUAACGUUAGCUAUUUAUUUAAUUUUGUGUUUUAAAUUGUGUAUACUUUUUUAUUCUGUAUUGUUCCCAGGGCACAUUUCCAAAUGAGACAAUGUGGUUAAAUAAAAGUUAAAAAUAAAUAAAUAUAACAGAACAUUUUUAUUGCUACUAUUUAAAAAUGUUACUGAUAUAGACUAGUCAAGAAUCACCAUGUCAGAGGGGGAAUAAAACAAUGCAUUUUUAAAAAGAUUGAACUUGUAUUUAAUGAGCAAAAAGCAUUCAGUCAUGUCCAGUUUGAUCCGUGCGUAAUCUAGAUUUCUGACCGUUUCAGGAUAAAGAGUUCAAAGAAGCAGACAUCUACCAGAUGAACCCCCCUAAGUACGACAAGAUUGAGGACAUGGCCAUGAUGACCUACCUGAAUGAAGCCUCUGUGUUGUAUAACCUCAAAGAGCGUUAUGCAGCAUGGAUGAUUUAUGUAAGAAACCUGCAUAAACAUACACACAUACUGUAAAUGAACAUAAGAAAUUCCCACAUGCAUGAACACACAAACAGUACUACACAGAAAUGAACGGUAGAAACCAAAACAUACCAAUACAGUAGAUCCACAUUAGUAUAUCAAAGCACACCCUCAUCCUCACAUAAAUCCCUUAAUUUCAUUGAAUCCCUUUCAACCAGACCUACUCUGGGCUCUUCUGUGCCACGGUGAACCCCUACAAGUGGCUCCCCGUGUACGACGAAGAGGUUGUCAACGCCUACAGAGGGAAGAAGAGGAUGGAGGCUCCACCCCAUAUCUUCUCCGUCUCUGACAACGCCUUUCAGUUCAUGAUGAUUGGUACGAGCUCUCAUGGAUGGAUGGAUAGAUAGAUAGAUAAAUAGAUGGAUGGAAUGAAUGAAUGAAUGGAUGCAACAAAAAUAUAUAUAUAUAAAAUAACACUUAACCAGCACUUCUAGCUCUGACUCUACUGACAGCUACCUUAUUGAUGGCGCAGUGGUCUAAGGCACUGCAUCACAGUGCUAGCUGUGCCACUAGAGAUCCUGGUUCGAAUCCAGGCUCUGUCGUAGCCGGCUGCGAACGGGAGACCCAUGGGGCGGCGCACAAUUGGCCCAGCGUCGUCCAGGGUAGGGGAGGGAAUGGCCGGCAGGGAUGUAGCUCAAUUGGUAGAGCAUGGUGUUUGCAACGCCAGGGUUGUGGGUUCGAUUCCCACGGGGGGGGCCAGUAUGAAAAAAUUAUAAUGUGUGCACUCACUAACUGUAAGUCGCUCUGGAUAAGAGCGUCUGCUAAAUGACAAAAAAUGUAAAUGUAAAAAAAUCGAGGAAAAAUGUACUUUCUAUGCCUGUAAUAUGUGGUUGUCCCUCCCAGCUAUCUUAAGAUGAAUGUACUAACUGUAAAUAGCUCUGGAUAAGAGCAUCUGCUAAAUUACUAAAAUGUAAAAUGUAAAUGGAUGCAUGGAUGGAUGGAUGCAUGCAUGGAUGGAUGGUAUUUACUGUUUUCUAGUUAAAGCAGUUUGCUCGGAAUAUUUGAUUUCACUAGACUUGAAUGGAAAAUGUACCAACAUGAAAUUCAUGAUGAUGCUUAUGAAUGCAAUUAUGUACCCAUAAUGUUGCUUGAGUAUAAUAAGGAACAUGUUUUUUGGUUCUAGAUAAGGAGAACCAGUCCGUCCUGAUUACGUAAGUUAUAUACUAUAAUUCCACUUGAGAAGAUGUUUCUAUUGUAAUAUGUUGGGUCACUUGGUGUUAUAAAAUACAUGACAUUAUGAAUGGAUUAGGUCACGGUGUUAUAAAAUACAUGACAUUAUGAAUGGAUUAGGUCACUUGGGUGUGAUGAAAAUAUACUGAACAAAAAUAUAACGCAACAUGUAAAGUGUAGGUCCCAUGUUUCAUACGCACAAAAAGCUUAUUUCUCUUAAAUUCUGUGCACAAAUGUGUUUAGAUCCCUGUUAGUGAGCAUUUAUCCUUUGCCAAGAUAAACCAUCCACCUGACAGGUGUGGCAUAUCAAGAAGCUGAUUAAACAGCAUGAUCAUUACACAUGUGCACCUUGCACUGGGGACAAUAAAAGGCCACUCUAAAAUGUGCAGUUUUGUCACACAACACAAUUCCCAGUCGUGUGAAAUCCAUAGAUUACGGCUUAAUGAAUUUAUUUCAAUUGACUGAUUUCCUUAUAUGAACUGUAAUACAGUAAAAUCGUUGAAAAUGUUGGAUGUUGCGUUUAUAUAUGUGUUCAGUAUACAUGGCAUUAUGAAUGGAUUAGACUGUGCGUAAUAUUGAGUCGAUGAGUGGAAAUAUUUGUUAAUGAUUUACUUAUGUUAGAAAACAGGUGAACAGUGUAUUUGUCAGUGCUAUUUCUUAGCAAAAGCCAAUAUGACACUUAAACCCAUCAUUCUCGGUCAUAUAAACCAGUGGAGAAUCCGGUGCAGGAAAGACUGUCAACACCAAGCGUGUCAUCCAGUACUUCGCCACCAUUGCAGUUUCUGGUGUCAAGAAGGAAGUAGACCCCACCAAAAUGCAGGUAGGUUAUGCCUUUUUAACAUAUUUCAGUUUGGUGGGCUGUGUAAAAAAAAAAUUCAAGUGCUGAAUACUGUUUUAAGUAAAGUGUUUCCCAGUUUCUGAGCAACUUGUGUUUUUUCUCAAAUCAGGGGUCUCUUGAAGAUCAGAUCAUUGCAGCUAACCCUCUGCUGGAGUCUUACGGUAAUGCCAAGACAGUGAGGAACGACAACUCGUCUCGCUUCGUAAGUAUGAAGAAUUGACUGUGGAAGUACGUUAUAUUGGGUGGAAAAAUGUCAGUAGUUCCCUAUAGUUGUAUCAAUAGAUGUCCAACGAACUGUAACAUUUCAAGGGGUCUAUCAAAGUAAAAUGGUAGAUUUAUUUAGUUGACCUAUUUCUAACCCCCAUGCUCUACUAUAGGGUAAAUUCAUCAGGAUUCACUUCCAAGGAGGCAAACUGGCUAAAGCUGACAUUGAGACCUGUGAGUUGGUUUUGAUUGUUUCUCAAUGCUUUCCUUAAAGACUUGCUCCGGAACUUUGAAGACUAGCAAGUAUUUUUUAAAUCUCGCGCUUUGGGCUGGAUGUGUCAAUGUGUAGUUCAUACAUGCACAAUCUGUCUUAACUUAAUUAGCCAGGAAAUCCCUAGUUUUAAAGCGACUGUUUUCUGGAAGUUGUGUGGCUCAAUUUUUCCCUACAUUUCCCCCCAGGUGACCUUAGCAAUUCAAGUUUCAGCCAAUGAGCUUCAGCCCUUCGCCAUUUGAGUGACAGCUAGCAAUUUGCACACACAGCAGAGCAAAAGAGAGAGUAAUGACUUGGUGCACAUAUCUGCACAUAUGUGAGGUAGUACGAAAUUUUCGGGGACCAUUUUUGACUCGUGAGCGAUACUUUCAGAACUACUGGCUAUAAAGUAUACAAAAGUACUGGAGAAUAUUUUUUAUUCACACAGCAUAUUUUGAGGAGAUCAUAUCAUCAGAUAUCAUAUUUUUCUAUCACUUGUUCUCUUUCUCUCUCAGACCUGCUCGAGAAGUCCAGAGUGGCCUUCCAGCUGCCCGCUGAGCGAGGCUACCAUAUCUUCUACCAGAUGAUGACCAACCACAAACCUGAGCUAGUUGGUAAGGCAAAGUAGAGGUUUAUGUGAAAUUAUUUCCACCCCCAUCUGUGGAAUUUAUUAAACAUUUUCCUACUCCACACUGUUAAUAUUAUUACAAUGACUACAUCCAAGGUAACAAGGCAUCUAAACAUGGGUCAGGUCUUUCAAGGUCUUUCAUGGGAAAGAUAUAUCAAGUAAUGCACUGUGAUGCACUAGUCCAGGAGCCUCAGUCCCCUCUUUUGAUGCUAUGUAUUAUAUACUACAUGUAUCCUUGAGUCCAUCUAUUGAGUAAAGGAGGAAGAGAUACUGUAAAGGUAGGACAGCACAAUUCUAAGAGAUUUAACUGACAAACCAUUAUCCGUUGUCCACAGAAAUGACGCUCAUCACCACCAACCCCUACGACUUCCCCAUGAUCAGCCAGGGUCAGAUCACUGUGGCCAGCAUCGACGACAAGGUCGAGCUGGAUGCCACAGAUGUGAGUCAUACAAAGUGUUAACCAAACUCUAGAUAUGGAAUGGGUAGGAUCACCAUACACACUGAAUGCACUGUGCAAUUCCAACUUGGUGGCAGCAGGGCACCUUGUGUUAGUUAGGCACGUGCUUCAAGGCACUCUUCAUGCCUUCACUCUUCGCCUUGAGGCACAUACCUGUAAGACAUCCACAAGAGACUGCCACUAUAUGCCCUGUGGAACUGUGUAAAACUAAUUUUGUGCUGCCAUAUACUAGUGUGUUGGCCAAGAGCAAUCAUGUGGAACAGAGAAGCCAGUCAAUUGUAUCCAUCCCAUUUGUUCUGGACUGAACCCAGAACGGUAGUGUACUGUAACUGAGCAAACUGCCGUUCAGUUCUUCACGGUUGUACUUCCUCUCUAAUGCCAGGAUGCCAUUACAAUCCUGGGCUUCUCUAAUGAUGAGAAGAUGGCCAUCUACAAGCUGACAGGAGCUGUAAUGCACCAUGGCAACUUGAAAUUCAAGCAGAAGCAGCGUGAGGAGCAGGCCGAGUCAGAUGGAACAGAGGGUGAGUCCCACUCAAAGAUAUACAAUAUGGAAAGCAUUAGUCCCUUUCCCAGUCCCAAACAUAGAAAUAGAACACAUAAGAGGGCAAUUCCACAAAGUCACAUUUUUCACUUAAAAUGUAUGCCAAACAAAAAUCAUGAAUUUUAAAGUUUAAAAAAAAAACAUUCAACUCUAUGACCAAUGACCACUUUUAACAAUUUACACUGAACAUAUUACAAAAACACAUUUACUGGAAUAACUGUGCAGAUGCAAAAUUUGGUAAGAAGAAUUUUGGUAAAAUCUCCCUCAUUUUUUUCUCUUAAAUAUCUGCUCCGAAUUAAGAUUUAACAAUGUCUGCAAAUGGCACUGCUGGGUUAUUUGAAAAGUCAUAGUAAAUCCAUCAAUGAUAUAAUAAUACUCUUAGCAAAAAUGUUUAUCUUUAAUUUACAAUAUUUAGAAACUAUGAGAAAAGAAAGGUUCAGUACUUUUGUGAAACGUCAAAGCACAGUUGAAAAAUAUAUGCCAAAUAGAAAUCAAAACUGGAUGGUGUUCAGUGAUAGAUGGGUUGAGGGGAGCUGAAGGUUAGGACUAAAAAUAACAACAUAACUAAGGUAACAUAUACUGUGAACAAAAAAAUUGAAUUAUUGUAAAAUUGACUGUGUCCAAAAAUGUUAUUAGUAUGUAUAAGCUGGAAGUAGAAGCCUAAUUGUUGUUGUCCAUUAGUUUAAUUAGGGUUAGGGGAAAAUAAUAAAAUAAAAUAUAUAUAUAUCUUUUUUAUAUACUGUGUAUAUUUUAUAUAUAGACUUGUUUCACAAGUUUGGACAUCAAAGUACAGAGCAUCUAGAGUUUUAAUCACUUAAUAAUUCAUAAACAAAAUUGAUAUUAGUAAAGACUAACUAAUUGGUAGGUCUACCUUUACGUUCAUCAUCCUCCCUCCUCUAGGAGAGAAUCUAGAACAUAUUUUAACUUUUAGAAUGUUCUAGAUCAUGUUUUAAACUUACAGAAACAUUUCUCCCAAAUGAAAUAUAAGUGUUGAUAUUAGUUGAAAGGGUCUUUACUACAACAUUGUGUUUUUUAUGUAUUUCUAAUACCUUUUAAGAGUUUUUCCGGUAGAUGUUUUCGAAGACCCUUUUCCAUCUGUUUGACCAGAAAUCAAAGCAUUUACUGAUUCCUCAUUUUCAGGGUGGAAAAUGGUUGAAAAAAUUGUAUAUGCCUUAAUUUCUAAAAAAAAAUAUAGACUCUUAGCUUUCAUUUGACACCCAAUUUGACAUGUUCCAAUGAUAUGCUCCGAUGAACUUCAAAUGUUGGUGCUCAUGGGUCCUUUCACAUGGAGAUGACCAAGACAGACAGUGCCACAUGAAAGUCAGGCAGGAUAUCAUUUUGGAGACCAAAUUCCAACCUCCAGAAAGGAUUUGAAUAAUGGAUGUGGGUUAAAAUCUUAACCUAACCUACAAAGAGCUGGCCAAACUAUUUUGUCCGUGUGACAUCAGAAACAAGCGAUCUGUUGUUGUUGGCUCUCUCUCCAGUUGCUGAUAAAAUCGGCUACCUGCUGGGCCUGAACUCAGCUGAGUUGCUGAAGGCUCUGUGCUACCCCAGAGUGAAGGUCGGCAACGAGUACGUGACCAAGGGACAGACUGUGCCUCAGGUAAUGUGGUCAAACACAGCAUCAACCAUUUUCUGACCACCAGAAUUAUUUUGGGGGCAAUUGCAUUGCUUUUUAAAAAAUAUCACCAUAUCACUAGACAUGGUCAAUAUCUCAUGUAUUAAUUUGAGGUAUUAUCAUUGCAGGUUUAUAACGCAGUCAUGGCUUUGGCCAAGUCCAUCUAUGAGAGGAUGUUCUUGUGGAUGGUCGUCCGUAUCAACGAGAUGUUGGACACCAAGAAUCCAAGGCAGUUCUAUAUUGGUGUGCUCGAUAUUGCCGGGUUUGAGAUCUUUGAUGUGAGUAUGAGACCAGAACAAGACAAUUAGUUGUCAUUGAGAAGGAUUACAGCCCUGUAUGAUGACAUUAUCCCUUUUGAAAUUCCAUCAACAGUACAACAGCAUGGAGCAGCUGUGCAUCAACUUCACCAAUGAGAAACUGCAACAGUUUUUCAACCACACUAUGUUCGUCCUGGAGCAAGAGGAGUACAAGAAGGAGGGAAUCGUCUGGGCCUUCAUUGACUUUGGCAUGGACUUGGCUGCCUGCAUUGAGCUUAUUGAGAAGGUAAGUUAUCUGUAAGGAUUAUUAUGGGCAUCAACAGCAAAGCUCAUAGGGAGCGCAUUGGGAGAUAAUAUCACAGUGGUACAACGUAUCUGAACUCAAUAUGUUUCCUAUUAUGUGCCCCUAAAUGAAUAGAAUCCUAUAAAAGCAUGUUUGCUAAAGGAAUAAAUGUGAUCCUAAAUGUAAAUAUCACUCAUUUGAUAUACAUCUCCUUUGUAAAGCCAUUGGGCAUCUUCUCCAUCCUUGAAGAGGAGUGCAUGUUCCCCAAGGCGUCAGACACUACCUUCAAGAACAAACUGAACGACCAACAUCUUGGCAAAACCAAGGCAUAUGAGAAGCCCAAGCCUGCCAAAGGCAAGGCAGAGGCCCACUUCUCCCUGGUGCACUACGCCGGUACUGUGGACUACAACAUCACUGGCUGGCUGGAGAAGAACAAGGACCCCCUGAACGACUCAGUUAUUCUGAUGUACGGGAAGUCCUCAGUUAAACUGUUGGCUGCCCUGUAUCCUGCUGCCCCACCUGAGGGUAAGACCAGCAUCACGUCAACAUAUUUAAUUAAGCCCUAGUUACAACUCAGACCCACAUUGUCUUUAAGCAUAGCUGAGUGAGCAUAAUAAUUAGCUUUUUUUUUUUACUGAACUGAUGGCCUUCAUCUGAUGGUCAGUCUGUGGGGAGGGAGGGAGGGAGGGAACAGCGCGGUGAGGCUGCCUCUCACCCAACUCACCGUCCCUCCUCUCUCCCUCCCUCCGCUGAGAAAAGGGGACACAGUCUUCCAGCUGAUGGCGAAACUCAAGUCGCACUGCAUUAUUGAACAAAGUGUUGACAGUGUUUAAUAAUAACGUCUUAUAAAAGUGUUUAACAAAGUGUUGAAUAACAACUUAAACAUGAACUCACUAAAAUAAAAACAGCAGCACUUUGCUGUAUUCGUUGAUUCUCUCCAGUCACGUUUUGAAAUUCACAGUUUCAACUUUGCUGUGCGUUCGAGGCUUCUUCUUACAUUUUAGUCAUUUACAGACGCUCUUAUCCAGAGCGACUUACAGGAGCAAUUAGGGUUAAGUGCCUUGCUCAAGGGCACAUCGACAGAUUUUUCACCUAAGCCUUUGAAUGUAUCACCAUUUCUCAGGGUUAUUCACUGGGUUAAUUUACACAUACAAUAGGUGUUAUUUUACACAAUCUCAAUGGUAGUGUUUGCAUUCGAUUCUCUUAUUCAUAAUUAUAUUUUACUUUUCCACAUUUGAACAGAUACAACCAAGAAAGGAGGCAAGAAGAAGGGUGGUUCCAUGCAGACUGUGUCCUCCCAGUUCAGGGUGAGCUCUUGAAAUAUAUAUAUUCAGUCCUUCAAAAGGUGCAUUGAUUAUCAUAAAUGAUGUCUGAGAAAAUGGUUUGUAACCCUCUUACAGGAGAACUUACAAAAGCUGAUGACCAACUUGAGGAGCACUCAUCCUCACUUUGUGCGCUGCCUGAUCCCCAACGAGUCAAAGACUCCAGGUACAAGAAAUAUUGAGUUAAAUAUUACAUCUUAUCAAUACAGUAUGAGUAACCUUAAUGAGCCCAAUCUUUAAUCUGUUUAUGUGUAUUAAAAGAGACUUGGUUUGUUUUACCAGGUCUGAUGGAGAACUUCCUGGUUAUCCACCAGCUCAGGUGUAAUGGUGUUCUGGAGGGUAUCAGGAUCUGCAGAAAGGGCUUCCCCAGCAGAAUCAUCUAUGCUGACUUCAAGCAGAGGUACACACACACAAACACAAAUGCACACACACACACACACACACACACACACACACACACACAGAGAAAGCUCCAAGGGUUUUCCCAGCAUCAGAAUAGGAUUACCUUUUAAACAAGUUUUUGCUUUGUCAUUAUCGGAUAUUCUGUGUAGGUUGAUGAGAACAAUAUAUUUUUUAAAAAUACAUUUUAGAAUAAGGCUGUAACGUAACAAAAUGUGGAAAAAGUCAAGGGGUCUGAAUACUUUCCGAAUGCACUGUAUAACCAACCUAUUACAACUUCACAUAAGUUAAAAAUGUCUCCUCAUUCAGGUACAAAGUACUGAAUGCCAGUGUCAUCCCCGAGGGCCAGUUCAUGGACAACAAGAAGGCUUCAGAGAAGCUGCUUGGGUCCAUUGACAUAAAUCACGACGAUUACAAGUUUGGACACACCAAGGUCAGUCAAAUACCCCCAGCAAAAGCUGACAACAAAACACAACUUCAAUGAUCAUUUCAACCCUAACUGUUCAACAUCUCACCAGUAUCUUCAUUUAACUAAUGAAAAAGGUUGAAAAACAAUUUUUUUCUUCAAAUUCGUACAAGUAUAGAAACUCAACUCAUUAUCAUGUUGCAUUGGUUUAUAGUGGUUUGGUUGCAGUUAUCUGUAUCUGUGUACAUUAUUCAUCUACAACUGUACAAUAACUUACAACUUAGAAACAGCCUAUGCAAUGUUUAUGUUGUUCAAAUCAAUCUAGUGGUGUUGUUGCCCUGUUUUGAUCCAACCCUUUCUAUCUGUAACCAUCUGACUGUGGUUCCAAUGUUCCAUGUUUACCUGUGCCUCAGGUGUUCUUCAAAGCCGGUCUGCUGGGUGUCCUGGAGGAGAUGAGAGAUGAGAAGCUGGCCGUUCUGGUCGGCAUGGUCCAGGCUCUCAGCCGUGGAUUCCUCAUGAGGAAAGAGUUCACCAAGAUGAUGGAGAGGAGGUGAGGAAUAGUAGACAUUUUGGCAAAGCUUUCUGUGGGCCACCUGUAUGUAAUGCAUUAUGAUUACAUACUGUAUAUGCUGUGAGGUGAUCAGAAUGAGAAAGUAUGUCUUAUAAUGCUUUAUUAAUGCUGCAGUUUGGGAUUUGGCAAGCUGUUCUGUUGUCAUUUAUAUUUGUGAUAUUUACCCAUUCAUUCUUAAAGAAUAUAAAAUGCCUCAUGAUUUAAGCAUAACCUGUCAGUCCAUGCAUCUAGAGCACUGUCUAUGAAUUUAAAAGUGGUUCCAUUUCCUUAGCCCCAUUCCUCAGCUGUAGACAAAAAGUGUUGGGGAAGGCCCGUUUUGUUGUUCUUCAAAUCCCAGAAUGUAGCUUUGAGCAUGUCACUCACCAUGCCACCCACCAUGCCACUCACCAUGCCACUCACCAUGCCACUCACCAUGUCACUCACCAUGCCACUCACCAUGCCACCCACCAUGCCACUCACCAUGCCACUCACCAUGCCGCUCACCAUGCCGCUCACCAUGCCACUCACCAUGUCACUCACCAUGCCACCCACCAUGCCACCCACCAUGCCGCCCACCAUGCCACUCACCAUGCCGCUCACCAUGCCACUCACCAUGCCACUCACCAUGCCACUCACCAUGUCACUCACCAUGCCACUCACCAUGCCACUCACCAUGUCACUCACCAUGUCACUCACCAUGUAACUCACCAUGCCACUCACCAUGCCACUCACCAUGUCACUCACCAUGCCGCUCACCAUGCCACUCACCAUGCCACUCACCAUGCCACUCACCAUGUCACUCACCAUGUCACUCACCAUGUAACUCACCAUGCCACUCACCAUGUCACUCACCAUGUCACUCACCAUGCCACUCACCAUGUCACUCACCAUGUCACUCACCAUGCCACUCACCAUGUCACUCACCAUGUCACUCACCAUGUCACUCACCAUGUCACUCACCAUGCCACUCACCAUGUCACUCACCAUGCCACUCACCAUGCCACUCACCAUGCCACUCACCAUGCCACUCACCUCACCAUGCCCCACCAUGUCACUCACCAUGCCACUCACCAUGUCACUCACCAUGCCACUCCGUCCUUUCUGUCGACCAGAGAUGCUGUCUUCACCAUCCAGUACAACAUCCGCUCAUUCAUGAAUGUGAAAACCUGGCCAUGGAUGAAGGUGUACUUCAAGAUCAAGCCCCUGCUGAAGAGUGCCGAGACUGAGAAGGAGCUGGCCAACAUGAAGGAGAACUUCGACAAGAUGAAGACAGACCUGGCCAAGGCUCUGGCUCGCAAGAAAGAGUUGGAGGAGAAGAUGGUGUCCAUGCUUCAAGAGAAGAAUGAUCUGGCACUCCAAGUUGCAUCCGUGAGUGAGAAAAAACCUCAUAAAGGAACAUUUACGUAAAUAUGAAUACAAAACAGUGGUACAAAACAAGGACACACAUUUUUAUUGCCCAUGUUAAAUAUAUAUUUCAUGAAUUUAUAUAGAUUUGCUCUGACCUCUGACUGAAUCAAAUCUAUAUGUUGAUACACAAAGUGAGGCUGCUGAUUUUUCUCCUGUUCUGAAACCAGGAAUCAGAGAAUCUGAACGAUGCUGAGGAAAGGUGCGAGGGGCUCAUCAAGAGCAAGAUCCAGCUGGAGGCCAAACUCAAAGAGACGACUGAGAGGCUGGAGGAUGAGGAGGAGAUGAAUGCUGAGUUGACUGCCAAGAAGAGGAAGCUGGAGGAUGAAUGCUCUGAGCUGAAGAAGGACAUUGAUGACCUGGAGCUCACCCUGGCCAAAGUGGAGAAGGAGAAGCACGCAACUGAAAACAAGGUCUUGUGUCUUCCAUAGACAGUCUAACCAAACAAUAAUCAACUCAAAACAUAGCUCAACAGAAAUUGAAUUCCAGUUGGGUGCAGGAAAAAUGAAGACACAAAAUAGUGGAAUAGUGGUACUCCCUACAUUCAUUGUAUGUACUGCGCCCCCUUUAUGACUUCCAUUCAGUAUACUGGCAUUGAGUACACUGCCAUCUAGUGUUCAAUCUAUAGUACAGUACUUGUUGACAUUUCUAAUCUGAAUGAAAUAAAUGCAAUACAUAUCAAACUAAUUCUCCCCUUUAUGGUCAAGUGCCCAAAGACUAAUUUUGUUGUGGCCGUUUUCAGGUUAAAAACCUGACAGAGGAGAUGGCAUCUAUGGAUGAGAGUGUUGCCAAGCUGACCAAGGAGAAGAAAGCCCUCCAAGAGGCCCACCAGCAGACACUGGACGACCUGCAGGCAGAGGAGGACAAAGUCAACACUCUGACCAAGUCCAAGACCAAGCUGGAACAGCAAGUGGACGACGUGAGUGGAGUUUGACAUUUUGGCCAUGAUAGUAUGUAAGAUGAUAUUAUCUUCAGUUGUUUACAUAAGAAAAAUACAUGUGUGUUUUUAUCUUGUAGCUUGAGGGUUCUCUGGAGCAAGAGAAGAAGCUCCGUAUGGACCUAGAGAGAGCCAAGAGAAAGCUGGAGGGAGAUCUGAAACUGGCCCAGGAGUCCAUAAUGGACCUGGAGAAUGACAAGCAGCAGUCUGAUGAGAAAAUCAAGAAGUAAACACAAAUGAAUUACUACAGUAUUACCUGCCAUCUUGAUCAUAAUGGUUGUUCUUGACUAAUUCUUGAAAUUAUGAAAUAGCAUUUGCAUGUGAUUCGUAUAAUACUCUCUCUUUACACUAUCGAACCAAAACCAUCUUUGCAAUCGACGUGUUUGUGUUUCUUAGGAAGGAGUUUGAGACCUCCCAGCUCCUCAGCAAGAUUGAGGAUGAGCAGUCUCUGGGAUCUCAGCUGCAGAAGAAGAUCAAGGAACUCCAGGUACAGUACAGGAAAGCACACACCUGAAACAUUUCAUAAAAAAAUAUUCUGGUAGCACACAUUUUACCUGGUGGCUUGUAGGUUGAAACAUGGUGCUUCUUGCUGGUGCUUCUUACUGUUAUGGUUUUGGUUCCCGCAUGGGACACUAUUUACUUAUUAUAUUAGUGUAACUGGCUUUGUAUGAACACAUUUCUGAAAAAUAUACAUACUAUUAUUAUUUUAUGUAUUGUAGUGUUCAUCCCUCCCUGCUCCUGCCCCCUGUUCUAGGCCCGGAUUGAGGAGCUGGAGGAGGAAAUUGAGGCUGAGCGUGCUGCCAGGGCUAAGGUUGAGAAACAGAGGGCCGAUCUCUCCAGGGAACUUGAGGAGAUCAGCGAGAGGCUGGAGGAGGCCGGAGGCGCCACUGCUGCACAGAUUGAGAUGAACAAGAAGCGUGAGGCUGAGUUCCAGAAGCUGCGUCGUGAUCUUGAAGAGUCCACUCUGCAGCACGAGGCCACAGCCGCCGCUCUGCGCAAGAAGCAGGCCGACAGUGUGGCUGAGCUCGGGGAGCAGAUCGACAACCUGCAGCGCGUAAAGCAGAAGCUGGAGAAGGAGAAGAGUGAGUACAAGAUGGAGAUUGAUGACCUCUCCAGCAACAUGGAGGCCGUCGCCAAGGCUAAGGUGAGUAGUGAUGCUUUGAUCAAGCAGUGUUGAGGAGGGUCAACUACAUUACCAUUCAAGUGAACUGAAGUUGACAGGAGUCCCAUAUAUAAAGUUAUGAUGGAACAUGUUUCACUAACAGGGCAAUCUGGAGAAGAUGUGCCGUACUCUUGAGGACCAGUUGAGCGAGAUCAAGACUAAGAAUGAUGAGAAUGUUCGCCAGAUCAACGACAUCAGUGGACAGAGGGCCAGACUCCUGACAGAAAAUGGUACCAUCAUCAACAAUGAACAACAAACCAAUGCUUUCUUUCUGUAAAACACAAUAACAUGGGUUGGGGGCUGUACCCACAUAGUCCAGUCCACAUAGUUUAUACUGUACUGUUCACAGGGAGUAACUGAUUACAUGGAAUCUGAUUACAAAAAAACGCAAACUGUAAUGGUCGCACUUUAAAGCCAUGGUUACAUUAUCAGAAAAAAGAUUGUAAUCAAAUUACUAAUACUUUUGAAAAACUAGACGAUUACUUAUUUGAUUACUUUUAAAUUCAGAAAUGAUGUUUGGCAAAAAAUACAUAUUUCUGUUUUCUCGCAAGUUUGUUUGUUUGUUCCAAAAGCGAGUCUGACCACAAUUCAGAGACCACUAUGAUGAAAAAUGACUAUGACUAUGAUGAUCACCAAAUGCAUUUGAUGGAUCCUUUUUGUCUGCUUCUAAUGCCACUUAAGGGGAAAAUAAUCCAAAAGUAACGGAAAGUAAUCCGAUUACAUUACUGAGUUUGGGUAAUCCAAAAGUUACGUUACUGAUUACAAUUUGACAGGUAACUAGUGACUAACGGAUUACAUUUAGAAAGUUAUCCACCCAACCCCGACUAUUCAAGACCUAACACUGCCUUAUGUUACCGUAAAAAACACAUUUUUCAAUCUUAGAGAACAGAGACCCCAUUAACAAGACGUUCCUCUUUCCCUGCAGGUGAGUUUGGCCGCCAGCUAGAGGAGAAGGAAUCCCUGGUGUCUCAGCUGACCAGAGGAAAACAGGCCUUCACUCAGCAGGUGGAGGAGCUGAAGAGGCAGAUUGAGGAGGAGGUCAAGGUAAGGGACUCAAAACGGACACCACUGACCACAGACUUUAGAGCCAUAUCUUCGUAUAGACAAGGGAUGGGAAACAUAUCCGGCCUGCCUGCCCAUUAAAUCUGGCCCGGGGGAGAUUUUAUUUGAGGGUUAUUUGGUGGGGGGGGGGCACUCUUGAAUGUCUAAAACUAUAUAUAAUUUCGACGUACUUUCUAAUGGACCAUUAAGUGUUAAAUUAAAUAAAAAUGUUCUGGCCCGCAUAUUUCUCUGACGAACAAAUCGGUCCGAAAAAAUCUGUGUGGCCCUCAACUGAUUUUUUUUAUCCUGAUGUGGCCCUCGAGACAAAAUGAUUGCCCACCCCUGAUAUAGACGGUGACUAGGCCACCCUCAGAGACGUCUACUGUCAUUUGUUUUACUAUCUCUCUUAGUCUUUAUAUUUCUCUCUUUCUCUCGCAAAGGCUAAAAACGCACUGGCCCACGGUGUCCAGUCUGCCCGCCAUGACUGUGACCUCCUGAGGGAGCAGUUUGAGGAGGAGCAGGAGGCCAAGGCAGAGCUGCAACGCGGCAUGUCUAAGGCCAACAGUGAGGUGGCUCAGUGGAGGACUAAGUAUGAAACUGAUGCCAUCCAGCGCACAGAGGAGCUGGAGGAGGCCAAGUGAGUCACACUCAACAGCAAAAACUCAAACAUACGGUGUGGAUGGUGAGGGUGGUAGGGGGCUCUAAGAAAAUAUUACGUUGAUAUGUAUUUUAACAUUUGUACACCGUCUGUCGUCCAUAAGGAAGAAGCUGGCCCAGCGUCUGCAGGAGGCUGAGGAGACCAUUGAGGCAACAAACUCCAAGUGCGCCUCCCUGGAGAAGACCAAGCAGAGGCUGCAGGGAGAGGUGGAGGACCUCAUGAUUGAUGUUGAGAGAGCCAACGCAAUGGCUGCCAACCUCGACAAGAAGCAGAGAAACUUUGACAAGGUUAAAAUGAAUAAACCUCAUGCUAGGGUGAUAUUUUCUGUCUGCUAUAUGAUCAAUUGUAAUAUAAUUGUAGCAUAUUUCUGAUUCCAAACUUCAUCAAUGACUUCUAAUGGAUUUCCCUAGGUUCUGGCAGAGUGGAAGCAGAAGUAUGAGGAGGGUCAGGCUGAGCUGGAAGGAGCUCAGAAGGAGGUUCGCUCUAUGAGCACUGAACUCUUCAAGAUGAAGAACUCCUACGAGGAGGCUUUGGAUCAUCUGGAGACUCUGAAGAGAGAGAACAAGAACCUGCAACGUGAGCAUUUGACAGCAGUAAUCUGUAAUCUGUAAUCUGUAAUCUUCAACAUUUUCUAUUAUACCAUUUAAAAAAAAACUUGUAAUCGGUAUUCCUUUGAACGACCCAAGGAAGUGGGGGCAAUUAGAUUUGCAAGACCCUAUGAAGUGCUGAUUAAUUUCAUGAAUGAAAAUGUAUUUGUCACAGGCUUCGUAAACAACAGGUGUAGGCUAACAGUGAAAUGCUUACUUACGGGCCCUUCCCAACAAUGCAAAGAGAAAGAAAAGAGAAAUUAUAGAAAAAUUAUAACCCAAGGAAAAAAAUACACAAUGAGUAAUGAUAACUAGGCUCUAUACACGGGGUAAAAGUACAGAGUCCAUGUGCAGGGGUACGAGAUAAUUGAGGUAGAUUUUUGCAUAUAGGUAUAGAUAAUAAACAGUAACAGCAGCACAUGUGAUGAUUUAGUGCAAAAAGAGACAAUGCAGAUAGUCCGGGUAGCUAUUGGUUAACCUCUACGGGAUCGGUGUCCCAUAUACAGGACAGUUGAGCUAACCUGCGCUAAUGUGAUUAGCAUGACUGUUGUAAGUAACAGCAAAUUUUCCAGGACAUAGACAUGUCUUAUAUGGGCAGAAAGCUUAACAUCUUGUUAAUCUAACUGCAAUGUCCAAUUUACAGUAGCUAUUACAGUGGAUUGCGGGGAGCUCGGCCCCAGUAAUUAUUAUGAUUCAAUGUCAACUUCAUUGCAUUGGCAAUAUCCCCCAAAAUCUCCCAAGUCUAAACUGCUCCUGUGUUUGUGUGUGCAGAGGAGAUCUCUGACCUGACUGAGCAGAUCGGAGAGACUGGCAAGAGCAUCCAUGAGCUGGAGAAGGCCAAGAAGACUGUGGAGACCGAGAAGUCUGAGAUCCAGACCGCUCUGGAGGAGGCUGAGGUACAAACUACAGCUGUUUGAUUGGGAAAAUAGUGUUAUCCCCAUGAGCUAUUGCAGAAGCAUCAGCUACUCUUCCUGGGGUCCACUAAAAACACAAAACAUGACAAGUAACAAAACCCUGAUAGACAAGGACAGUCACACAAAUUUAAAAUACGAUAUACAAACAAUACAACUAAAGUGGUACACUAGCCAAUGCCAGCUACAGUCCAACACUCCCUGUAUUGGUGUUUAUUGUAGUCAUAUAUAUUUAAUUCCUUGUGUUAUACACAUCCAAAUGUAUUGAACACAAUUUGCCUGACUGCUUCUCUUUGUUCAGGGAACACUGGAACAUGAGGAAUCCAAGAUUCUGCGUGUGCAGCUGGAGCUGAACCAGAUCAAGGGUGAGGUGGACAGGAAGCUGGCUGAGAAGGACGAGGAGAUGGAGCAGAUCAAGAGGAACAGCCAGAGGAUGGUUGACUCCAUGCAGAGCAACCUGGACUCUGAGGUCCGGAGCAGGAAUGACGCCCUGAGGGUGAAGAAGAAGAUGGAGGGAGACCUGAACGAGAUGGAGGUCCAGCUGAGCCACUCCAACAGGCAGGCCGCUGAGGCCCAGAAACAGCUGAGGAAUGUCCAGGGACAGCUCAAGGUAAAGGGACUGGGGAGGGAUUUGCUUGUGAAUCUGUAGAAAAUUAUAGCACAGAGGAAUUUAAUAGAGUUAACUAAUAUGCUGUUGAACGGUAGUGAUAUUGGGGAAAUUCUUACCAAUGAGCAUUUCUAUCACCCAUCCUAUCACCUCUACUUCCACAAGUAAUUUAUAUUUACAUUUACGUCAUUUAGCAGACACUCUUAUCCAGAGCGACUUACAAAUUGGUGCAUUCACCUUAUAGCCAGUGGGACAACCACUUUAUAAUAUGAUUAUUAUUCUAAAAAAAAAAAAUUUGGGGGGGGGUAAGGGGGGAGUAGAAGGAUUACUUUAUCCUAUCCCAGAUAUUCCUUAAAGAGGUGGGGUUUCAAGUGUCUCUGGAAGGUGGUCAGUGACUCCUAAUGAACCUAUGUCAUUGUGAACCCCAGGAUGCACAAUUGCACCUUGAUGACGCCGUCCGCGCCUCAGAUGAUAUGAAGGAGCAGGCAGCCAUGGUGGAGCGCAGAAACGGUCUGAUGGUGGCUGAAAUCGAGGAGCUGAGAGUUGCUCUGGAGCAGACAGAGAGAGGCCGCAAAGUGGCUGAGACUGAGCUGGUAGACGCCAGCGAGCGCGUUGGACUGCUGCACUCCCAGGUACGGGUCAAAAGCCCCUUCAAAUUAAACUCUACCUAACAUACCGUUUACACACACCUGGAAUUUGACAUUGCUUGCGUUCAGAUUUUAAUAAUUUCAGCUUUGUGACUUGUAAGUUCUCUUGAGAGUCAAACAAAUCGUUUUACCUCCUCCAGAACACCAGCCUUCUGAACUCCAAGAAGAAGCUGGAGUCUGACCUGGUGCAGGUGCAGGGAGAGGUGGAGGACAUCGUCCAGGAGGCCAGGAAUGCAGAGGAGAAGGCCAAGAAGGCCAUCACUGACGUGAGUCAAUUACAUCCACUUGAUUUGUAUCCAAGGGCCAAUGGUAGCCGGGCUGGUUUACCACAACAAAGAUCUCAUAGGGACGUUAUGAUUAUUGCCAAUUGGUGCAUAAAUUAAACAAACUACCAUUCCAGGCGGCCAUGAUGGCUGAGGAGCUAAAGAAGGAGCAGGACACUAGCUCUCACCUGGAGAGGAUGAAGAAGAACCUGGAGGUCACAGUCAAGGACCUGCAGCACCGCCUGGAUGAGGCUGAGAAUCUGGCCAUGAAGGGAGGCAAGAAGCAGCUCCAGAAACUGGAGUCCAGGGUGAGUUAAUAGCAGGGUGGAUUAGAGUUGAUUGAAAGACUGAUUGCUGGAAAUGUAUUUGAUCAUAUACAAAUACACAGGAGCAUUGAGUAAUGACUUUUUCUCUCACCUAGAGAAUGAAAAGAUGUUGUUAUCAUUACAGACACCCUUCAAUUAAAAUUGUAAAAGUACAUAGGAACAGACAAUCUGAUUUCACCACCUCAAAUAAAUGCCUACGUCCAUUUUUUCCACAAAGGUGCGUGAGCUGGAGACUGAGGUGGAGGCUGAGCAGAGAAGAGGUGUAGACGCGGUCAAGGGAGUCCGCAAGUAUGAGCGCAGAGUCAAGGAGCUCACCUACCAGGUAAGAGAAAGUACCUUCUUCACAAACUUGACACUAACACAGACAGGUUUGUGUAUAAAACUAUGGGGCAUUGAUUCUUUGAUCUUCUCCCACAGACUGAGGAGGAUAAGAAGAACGUUAACAGACUUCAGGACCUGGUAGAUAAGCUGCAGAUGAAAGUCAAGGCCUACAAGAGGCAGGCUGAGGAAGCGGUGAGUCACAUACUUAGUCAAAUACCCUGAAAGCAUACAUUCAAAAACAUAUUUUUUUCCCUUGUAGACAUUACAAAACUUAAAUGCAUUUACAUCAUUUAGCAGACACUCUUAUCCAGAGCGACUCACAGGAGCAAUUAGGGUUAAGUGCUCUGAUCAAGGGCACAUUGACAGAUUUUUCACCUAGUCGGCUCGGGGAUUAGAACCAGCGACCUUUCGGUUACUGGCACAACACUCUUAACCACUAAGCUACCUGCCGCCCUAUGUCCAUACAGUUUAAUGUCCAUAGUUUAGGCUCUUUCAAUUCCUAGUGGUAGAUGGCUGUAAAAAAAAGCAGACACUGAAUAACCCUUUGAGGGUGGUGAAGUUAUUAAUUAGGCUUUGGAUGGUGUAUCAAUACACCCAGUCACUACAAAGAUACAGGUGUCCUUCCUAACUGAGUUGCCGGAGAGGAAUGAAACCGCUCAGAGAUUUCACCAUGAGGCCAAUGGUGAUUUUAUAAACAGUACAGUGUUUAAUGGCUGUGAUGGGAGAAAACUGAGGAUGGGAUCAACAACAUUGUAGUUACUCCACAAUAUUAAUCUAAAUUACAGAGUGAAAAGAAGGAAGCCUGUACAGUAUAAAAACAUGCAUCCUGUUUGCAACAAGGCACUAAAGUAAUACUGGCAAAGGAAAACAUUUUGUCCUGAAUACAAAGCGUCAUGUUUGGGGCAAAUCUAAAACAACACAUCACUGAGUAUCACUGUCCAUAUUUUCAAGCAUGGUGAUGGCUGCAUCAUGUUAUCGGUAUGCUUGUCAUCGGCAAGGACUGGGGAUUGUUUCAGGAUUAAAAAAACAAAAAACAGAAUGGAGAUAAGAACAGGCAAAAUCCCUGUAAGAUGAAAAACCUGGUUCUGUCUGGUUCUGGGGGACGAAUUAACCUUUCAGCAAGACAAUAACCUAAACACAAGGCCAAAUCUACACUGGGGCUUUCUUACCUAGAAGUAAAUGAAUGUUCCGGAGUGGCCUAGUUACAGUUUUGACUAAAGUAAAGUAAAGAAACUAAAGGGAAGGAGGAACGGUGAUAUCAGGUGCCGCUAAAGUUGUUCAUGGCCAAAGUUCACACUGUGAAUGGGAGUAAUUCCUCCCAUGCGUCAUCAACUUCUUUCGGUGUAGCUGGAAUGGGAGUGGGGGAUCAUCUCCACGUUUGAAUUGAAUAAUAAAUUAGAAACGCCAAAGCAAGGCUUCUGCCUACAGCCAUAUUGAUCACACAUACGUGAGUAAAAAUAGGCACCAAAAAAAUAUUCAAAAAUCGGUCCAGACCUGUACAGGCUGUCAGUCGAUACACUCAACUAAAUAAAAUGUAAAACAGCCUAUAAAUGAAGCUCACAGACGAAUUCAACUACUCACACCAAACACCUACUCGCUCAGUAUUAACUGUGGGUAGCUAAUGAGAGGGAUUUUGACUUGAAAAACUAUGGCAAGACAUAAACAUGGCUGUCUAGCAAUGAUCAACAUCCAAAUUGACAAAGCUAGAAGAAUUUUGAAAUUAGUAAAUGGGCAAAUAUUGCACAAUCCCGGUGUGCAAAGGUCUUAGAGACUUGCCCAUCGCUGUAGUUGCUCCCAAAAGGUGUUUACAUCAUGUAUUGACUCAGGGGUGAGAAUACUUAUCUAGUCCAGAUAUAUUAGGGUUUUAUUUUUCAUCAAUUAAAAAAAAAAACGAAUCAUUCUUCCACUUUGACAUUUUUUUUGUAGAUCGUUGACAAAAAAUGUAAUUUAAAUCCAUUUUAAUCCAAAUUUGUAACACAAUUAAAUGUGAAGAUAUCCAAGGGGAGUUAAUACUUCUGAUUGGCCCCUGGAGGCCCCUGGAGGCCCCUGGAGGCCCCUGGAGGCAUUGGUUUGUUCCCCCGUUCCACCACUCACGUUCUCUGCUGUAUCAUCUAUCUCCCUAUGAACAUUGCUAUUCCUAAAUCAGUCAAUAAAAUAAAUAAAAACGUUGAAAUACCUUAAGAAAAAAAGAAUAUUAAUAUGCUACCUGAAGCUUCAAAUUUUGAAUACUGAUGUUUACUCCUCUCUUUUCCUCACCCAGGAGGAACAAGCCAACAGCCACAUGUCUAAGUUCAGGAAGGUUCAGCAUGAGCUGGAGGAGGCUGAGGAGCGUGCUGACAUCGCUGAGACUCAAGUCAACAAGCUCAGAGCCAAGACCCGCGACACUGGAAAGGUACAGAGCUGCUGCUAAACCUGUAUCUGACUAAAUGAUCAAAUAUGUGACCGACUGGCUCGAUUUAGUCUUAUGUAGCAAAAUUUGAAAUGGUGUUUUUUGACAUUGGAUAAAAGUAGAGACUUGUAUAAAAAAAUAUAUAUCAUGCACUACAGUUGAGGAACAAUGGAAAAGUAAUUCUGCUUUUAAAGUUGAUAAACUUGUAACCUCACUUUUGAGAAAAGGGCCCUUGAAUGUUUUGGUACACCUACUGGAGAGCUCUUCUUUGUCUACACCCAUUCAGCAUCGUUCACACCCACUUAAGCCCUAGCCCCACCCAUUUCUUUAAGGAUUCACAUGUGAGGCUAUGUACUAAACAACCAAAGAUUUCAAGACUAAAGGCUGGUUUAUACUACGGGUGUGUUCGUAAAUUUAAUCUGGAGUGCCAGAGUGUGCUCUGGACAUUUGUAAACUCAGAGCGUUGUCAGAUUGUCAAUUUUUAUGUUAUCCAGAGGCUGUUUUUAUGUUACCAGAGCGUUGGUGACCAUAACUGUGCUGCUGGCAACAAUUGAAUUACGCUUUUUUGCCAACGUUUACUGACACUGCCCAUAUUCAAUGGGUGUUGAGCUUUCGUACAUUUGUUAGUUAUUCUGCGCUCUGGCACAGUCAUACGAGAGUGCUCUGAAGUCGGAGUAG